Messenger RNA from Guyanagaster necrorhizus, 587 nucleotides. RefSeq lists its product as uncharacterized. NCBI's taxonomy places the organism in Eukaryota, Fungi, Basidiomycota, Agaricomycetes, Agaricales, Physalacriaceae. The annotation marks the transcript as partial. The transcript is spliced from 3 exons. The record is from RefSeq and is a predicted model, not a curated record.
UAUAUAUACCCUGGAAACUCCUGUCGGACAAAUAGACACGACAUGUCACGGCCACGUGAACAGAAUAACGGUCUCUCCGACUCCCACUGCUUUCGCCGCCGCCAUUCCCAAUCCGAUCUACAGGAUAUCGUGUCUCACUCUUUGGACUCCAACUACAAUGGCAUCUUCAGGCCACUGACUAUCUUCCCACCUCCAAUUCAAUCGUGCAGUAGGCAGUUCGACAUGGUCAUCAAUACUGCAUCUAACGUUCCAUGGUGCAUCCGCAGCCAUACCACGCUAUUCUCGUCCUCGGGGUCGAAACCGGUCUCUGUACCCGACAACGAGCAUACGACGUCUGGUAUUUUCCCACCGUCCCUUAUUCAAACAGAGAACUCACGGAGACAUCAAUCGCUUUCCUUGCAGAGAGUAUUCUCUUUCUGUCGGCCGUGCUCGUUUUACAUCUGAGCCAAUUCUGACCGCCAUUGGCACCGGCUGACGACGAACACCGAGGGUGGCAUCCCUCAUGAGCGCAGAUAAAACUAUUUCCGGAUGAUCGCAAAGAGAGUCGAAGAAUAUUGCGUACCCGAAGAUUAGGACGUUACUCUAUG